AUGGCGCAGCAGACUCAACCUCUCAAGAUCCUUUCUAUAGGAUCACCUUUAUCCGAACUUACCACACUGGUAUCUAAGAUAACAGCGAUCAACAGCAAGCAUGGACCGUUCGAUGCGUGUGUAAUUGUGGGUGAUCUGUUCAGGGAGGGAAGUGAUGGUAAGGAAAUUGGAGGAUUGAGCUUCCCAGUACCUACUUACUUCAGCGUUGGUAAAUACCCUUUACCUCAAUUAGUCAAAGAACAGAUCAUCAGGACUGGGGGGGAAGUUGCGAAUAACCUUGUUUAUCUCGGCAAAUCAUCAGUCUUGACUACAGCUCAAGGACUGAAGAUAGCUUGCGUAGGAGGUAGUUUCACUGAAGAAGGCUAUGAUUCUAUUGGAGAUCAAUUCUCACCUGUAAUAUCGAAAGAUUCUAUAUCUACUAUUCUCUCUCACCCCAUACUUACUGGUGCAACUGCCAAUCCAUCCGAAUCACUCGCAUCUGCCAAGCAGGAGGCAUCGGCUUUACCAAGUGCUUUCCAAGGUGUAGACUUACUAUUAUUCUCAUCACCUCCACCACAUCUAUCAACCCUGUCACCAUCAUAUGCCUCCUCAGGUGUAUCCUUGGCUCAAUCUGCCCCACCGUUGGAAGAGGUAGUAAGAAGAGCGAAACCCAGGUAUCUUUUAUGGGGUGAUGGUGAAGGAUUCUGGGAGAGGGAACCGUGGGGAUGGACUGGUCCGACUGGCAAAGAAGAAAGAUGGACUCGAGCUGUCAAACUUGGUGCCUUGGGUGGUGAAGCUCCUACAGGAGGAAAGAAAGCUAGGUGGUUCUAUGCUUUCACCCUUCCACCUCAAACGGCGACUUCACCCUUACCUGCCAAACCCGCCAAUGCCACUCCCAAUCCAUACGUCAUGCCCUCUACACCUUCUAGCUCCUCGACCUCAAGCAGGAAGAGAGGGCCGCUGGAAGAUCAGAAUUACAUCUUUGGUGGUCAACAAGCCAAGAAAGGAAGAACAGAAGGAGCCGUACCUCCCGAUAAUUACGUGUGCAAGAUCUGUGCUCAACCUGGUCACUUCAUUACAGACUGUCCUCAGAAGAGUAAUAGGGAGGCUAAAGAUCAUUCCAAACCACCUCAAGGAUAUGUCUGCAAGAUUUGUCAAUCUCCUGAUCAUUUCAUCAAAGAUUGCCCGCAGAAGGAUGACAAACCAAGAGGACCUAAACCUCCUCCUCAAGGAUAUGUCUGCCGAGCAUGCGGUAUACCCGAUGCGCAUUAUAUCAAAGACUGUCCAGUAGUUCUGGAAAGGGAAGAAGCGAAAAGCAAAAGAAAGGAAUUGGGUCCUGCCGAGUGCUGGUUCUGUCUGAGUAACCCGAAAGUGACCAAACAUCUUAUCGUCGCUAUUGGUUCAGAGACAUAUGUGACCCUCCCACGAGGACAGCUGAUCCCUACUCUACCGAAACAUAUCGCUCAAGGGGGUCAAAAGCCAUUGGUGCCAGGUGGAGGGCAUGUAUUGAUUAUCCCAAUCGCCCAUCACCCAACUUUGCUAUCGAUCCCAGCAGAAGAUGCCAUGUCCAUCAUAUCCGAAUUGGAGUCAUUCAAAUCGUCCCUCAAAGCGUGCUAUGCUUCAUAUGGGGCUGUACCUGUAUCGUUCGAGAUUGGACGAUUAUCAGGACGAGGUGGUCAUGCUCAUAUUCAAGUCAUACCUAUUCCUCAAGAAUUGGCCGAUAAAGUUGAAGACUCGUUCAUAAAAGCCGGUGAAGCUCAAGGAUUGGAUUGGGAAUUGGAACCUGAACGAGCGUUGGCUAAAGUAGGUCAACAAGGCAAUUACUUUAAAGUGGAAUUACCAAAUGGUAAGAAGAUGGUCCAUCUGUUAAAAGGCAAUUUCGAUUUACAAUUUGGAAGAAUGGUACUAGGAAGUGUUCUGGGAUAUCAUCAUAGGAUCGACUGGAAGGAAUGCUCACAGAGCGAAGCGGAAGAUAAAGAAGAUGCUCAAAAGUUCAAAAAGGCUUUUGCACCUUUCCAUUCUUAA
Molecule: messenger RNA, 2004 nt
Organism: Kwoniella botswanensis
Lineage: Eukaryota; Fungi; Basidiomycota; Tremellomycetes; Tremellales; Cryptococcaceae
Exons: 12
Coding region: 1-2004 (667 amino acids)
Biological process (GO): mRNA splicing, via spliceosome
Cellular component (GO): post-mRNA release spliceosomal complex
Molecular function (GO): nucleic acid binding; RNA lariat debranching enzyme activator activity; zinc ion binding
Source: RefSeq, a predicted model, not a curated record